UGAAUAUGUACUGUAUUCUGUGAAAAAAUGGAACCCUUUCAAUACAGGAACGACUACUAGUAUUUAAAUUUGACUUAAUCAUGUUAUACAUUCCUACUGAACUACAGAAACAGGCUGUUUAACAUAUGUUUUUAGAUUUAAACAUGGAGAGAAAGAGGCCAAUAUUUGAGCUGAAAAAACAAUGGGAGGAGAACAAGGACCUAAAAGCUGUUAUUGUUGACAUGUCAAAAGAUGGCAGUCCAGAUCAAGCAAUAAACCCAGAUCUUGAAGAUGAUGUUAAGCGAUGGUUAAUCACCGGGCUAGCCUUGCAUAAUGUCAUUUCACCUGCCCUCAGACCGUUCGUGGAACAUAUUGCACUGAAGGAAUACGCGAAGUACCAGGCGUCAGACAAUAUACAUGCACAGACGUUUUUGAACUAUCUCAAGGAUUACCCGCCAACAAAGAAGAAACUCAACUACGAGAAUAUCAACAACAAUGUUCAGCACAGAAAGGAUUUUAAGAAAUACGACUUUCAAGUGCAACAUGCAGCGGAUUUUUCAAAGUUAUUUCUACAGACACAUUUAGCGCAUUACAGUGGAUUUGAUGACUCAUGCGACUCGAGCGCCUUGCUCGCCAUUAUUGGAAACAUGGACGGAUUUUCAACAAUCUUUAAGAAAGCGGCAGAUGAGCUCCGGAAAGACGUACGAAACCCUUGGGCACAUGCAAACUUUGAUGAGUGGGACGUUUUGAAGUACCAAAGUGCUUUUCAGAUCAUGCAUAAAGUGGUAAAGAAUAUGCAACUCUCUGUGGCAGAGACAGCUAAAGUGGUAGCCGAUUUGACAUUAUGGGAAACGAACGGAAUUCAUUUCCUGUCUGGGACAACACUUGGGAUAGAUAUUUUGACAUGUUUCAACGAAAAGACGAAAGCUCUUGCUAAAUACAUCAUCGGAUUGGAGACAAUGACUUAUGAAAACUGUGAAGCUUGCAGUAAUGCCCUCGAUAAAAUAACAGUCAGACUGGAUAAUACAUUUCGUUCACUGGAAUCAAAUCAAAAGGCACUUCUGAAAAAGACCAGUUUCCUUGCUGCAAAAGUAGAACAUAAUUCAGAAAAUAUUGCUGAAUUGCGUUCCGAAAUAAACGAAACAACAGAACGCGUUGCUUGCACAGAGAUUAAAUUGUCCGAUGCAACAGAAAACAUACAAACUGUAAAGGAUGACCUUGAAACGUUGAAAGAUAAGGUGUUUACAAAUAAACUUCGUGUUGGUGAUACAGGAAAAAAAGAGACAGACACAACAAAAGGAAUCACGCCAUUUUUCAAUGUUCCAAAUCGACUAUAUGAUUUUACAGGUCGAGCCGCUGAAAAAGAGACUCUUGCUAGACGUUUUCAGUCUAAAGGUGCCGUCUCUUGUAUGCAAAUUAUAUGCGGUCUUGGGGGAACAGGAAAAACAUCUUUGGCAGUUGAAUACGCAUGGGAAUAUGCCAACUACUACCAAAAACAUGUUUUCUCCAUCAACGCAGAAUGCGAGGAAACCUUUUGCAAUGCGAUCCAAUGUUUAGCUUUUGAUAUAGAAACAGUUGGGAAAAAUGUAAAGGAAACCUUGUACAAAACGACAAAAUGGCUAACAUCGUUGAAACAUAGAUGGUUACUCCUCAUUGAUAAUAUGGAUACCGAUGAUAUAAGUGGUGUUUUAAAAGAGUUUCUAUUUGAUGCCCGCAUUCGCAAUUCAAACGCACACAUCAUAAUAACGUCUCGCCGUAAUGCUGACGAUGCUGAGGAAACAUUUCAAGUUGAAAAGGACGACUGCUUAUCUCUUGACGUGUUCACGCAAGAAGAAAGCAUUCUCCUUUUGGAAAAACGAACCGCGCUGAACGUUGAUGACGACGCGGAAUCAGUCAUUGGGAUCGUGAAUGAAUUAGGUCGACAUCCAUUGGCACUGAAGCAAGCAGCGAUUUAUAUAAGAGGUCUAAAAAAACAUGGGUGUUCAUAUCGAACGUACUUUGAAAAACUUAAACAUAAACGUUUGAAUGUUUUAAAGAGGCUUGAAGGUACUAAGCAAGAUUAUCGUUUGGCUGUGCAGACAACAUGGGAGAUAAACUUUGAAUACAUUGCAAAUCACUCUGAUGAAUUUGGAUUGAAAGAAACGACAAUGAAAUUUCUUUGGGCGUCAUCAUUUUUACACGGCGAUGAUAUUCCGAAAGAGCUGAUUGAUGUCCUCAUGUCAUCAAAAGGAGAUCCUAAUAGCACAGAAGAUGCAGAAUAUGAUAUUGAUGCAAUGCAAAUUAUGGAAACACUGUCAAGGUUUUCUCUUUUUCAAACACAGAAAAGUGAAAACGGUUUGUCUGUGCAUCGUCUGGUUCAAGAUAUUGUUCGCGAAAAGCUAAAACGAGAUAAUGAGGAAGAAAAUAUUGUUAUAUUUACAGCAAACAUCGUCUGUAAAGCUUUUGAAAAAUGUGCAAAGCCUGUGGAAGUUUUGCAGCAAUGUUCCGAAACAGAAACGCUCAAAAGAGGCACUCUUCAUCUUUGGCAUAGAUUAGCCAAUCAUGCAAAUGAGGUGAAGAGGCAUAUUCUAAACAUAUUUAGAAACAAUGAACAAUUCAAAAACGUUGUAUUCAGGGAGGAGACGGCGAUACUUUUACACAACAGCGCUGUGUAUCAUAGUCUUUAUCAAAGACAUAACGAGGCAUUAGCUGACCAAGACCUAAUGGUGAAGAUAAUUUCAUCUUCUACUGACAUAUCAAUCGAUGUAUGCCGAAAACUUUCUUCGAUACGAAUUCCACUUAUGCCGAAAGACAAAAAUAAGAUCGAAAAUGCGAUCGCGACGGGAUUAGAUGUGUCACUUGAAUGCAAGACGGGACUAAGCGAAGCAGACAGUACGAAAUUAAAUGAUAUAGGAAACGAUGCGUUCAAAAAAGGUCAACAUCACGAUGCUAUUCGAAUAUAUUCGGAGGUAAUACGUGGUUCAAUGGAUGAUGAGCAAGUCACACGAGCGUAUGCAAACAGGAGUGCCGCCAACCUUAAUAUCAUGGACUUCCAUAAAGCUUUAGACGAUGCCAAUGCAUGCAUCGAAAGAGACAGAAAAUACUGGAAAGCAUAUUGCAGGAAGGCAUUAGCAAUUUCAAACCUCAUCAAACUGAAACAAAUUCCUGCAGAAUUCGAAUCAAUUGGUUUAGCUGCGGCUGCAAGUGCUGGAGUUUUGAAUCAAGGCUGUUUGAAUUUACAAGCAAUGAGAAUAGAAUAUCCAGUGAUACGAUACAAAGUCAUUGAAAAUUUAAACAUGCUGGGGGAAGAAAUGGCCUCGUUGGAGAAUAUGUCGUUCACAACACUGCUUCUCAAGACAGGAAUCUACAACUUUGGAAAACAUUUUCCAACAAAAAGCGUACAGAUAAUAGGAAUUGAGCAAGAUGUAAAACUAACUUCACCUUUUACAAUUCCCUUGUUUUGGCCAGCUGGUACCUCAUUUAAAUCAUUCGGUUACAUCAAGCCAGCAAGCAUUUACGUGCAUUUCGAAAAUGUCGAAUUCGGAUCCGAAAGUGCUGAAGUAUGUGUUGGUCAGUUAGUUACGGCAACAUUUGUGAGUUGUAGAUUUUCGAACGGCGUUAAGGCGUGUGAAGCAUUUCCAAACUGUGAUGGUAAAGUCGGUUGUAGAAACACUAAUAAAACAGAAUGUGUGUAUAUGUUUAAACUCAAUGAGGUUGAUAUAGUCUCUUCGGGUAAGUCAGGAUCACCUGGAAUUGUAGUUAUGAAUGGUGGCAAAACCAUACUUCAAAAAUGUACGAUAAACAGAUGUGGAGGUGGUGGUACGCUUUGUGAUGGAAUAGAUUCAUUUAUGAAGAUUGAAAACUGUACAAUUGAAAAUAACCGUCAAGCUGGAAUUGAGUCGAGAAACGGAGGGAAAGUCGAGGUUGACAAAUGUAUAAUACGCGGCAACCAGCUUCAUGGUGUAGCGAUCGGUCCGAAAGCAAUCGGUGAAAUACGAAAUUCAGACAUUCGUAACAAUGGAUCUGAAGGCAUUUGGUUGGGAGGAGCAGAAGAAUAUGUGGACAAACUCCGUCUCAUUGCCACAACGAAUUCGGAAAAUGGGUCAAGUGCAAAGAUAACGGGAAAUUCGAUACACAGUAAUGGACAGUCAGGCAUAUCUUUGAGCGGCGGUUCAUAUUUGAUCGAAAGUAAUAGAAUUUCAAAUAAUUGGAUGUGGGGAAUACUACUCCAAACACGAUCUAGUGCAUUUAUCACAAAAAACGACGUUUUCGGAAAUAAAUGUGGCGGCGUUUACAUAGGAGUCAACUUUUCGGCAGUUGUAACAUUAGAUGGAAACACAAUUCGAGAUCAUAGCGGACCAAGUUUACGUGCAUUACGUCAUGAUUUCGAAAACAUACAUCUAAACACGAAAGCGAACUCAAAAACCGUCAAACAGCUUAAAUCAGAAGGUAUGAUAGAUGACGAGUCAACGAAAUUUUCUAACCCGCCAAUUUUGACGUCUAGAAACGUUAUGAGGGACAACGAUACGGGAUGUCAGAACCCACAAGAAGUCUUCAAAGAGGCAGGUUCUUGUUCUUAUUGCCAAAUUACAAAUGUGCCAUUAAAACAAUGCAGCAGUUGUAAGAAAAUAGCAUACUGUGGUAGAGAAUGUCAAUCAGCGCACUGGAAAAAACAUAAACCCAUUUGUCAAAUUAUUGUCAAAAAUUACACAGUGCGUAUCACAAUGAAGGACACAGAAGAUACUAAAGAUGUUCAUGGAUGGAACAGAUAUUCAAAACAGGAGAUGUUGCGCCUUCGAUACGAUUCACAUUUACCGGGUAUCGGGGAGGGUCGUUCCCCGGAUAGAAAUUCAACUAAACGAUUUAUUGUGAAGAUACAGUCAGGGAGAGAAUACAAAGCGUAUGACCCUAAAACCAAGCUCAUGCUUUACGAUCAAAGCGUUUCGUUGGAUAUUCUGGUUCGAGAUUCAAAACUGUAUCAUUUAGUAAAUGAAUGCGGUGUUCUUGCUGCAACACAAUUUACAACGAAGAAGAUAUUCUGUUGGGCAUCGUUCCAAGACCAGGGGGGAAUUCUGUGCAUUGACACAAGUGAAUUACCUCCGUGGCAGACCUGGUAAAUUAUGGUUUGGGUCUGAGGUCGUGAUAAACGUCACGAACAAUACAUGCAAUUUCACAAAGAGCACAAUUACAGGUAUUUUUGUUUAAAUGAGUAAAACAAAGUCAUUAUUUAACCUACCGGGUAAUAAUUAUCAGUCGGUUACCGACGGAAACAAUCGAUAAAAAAGAUUUCAAUAUAAAACAUUUACAGGUUUGUUUAAAAAACAUUGUAUAAACGAACAUACUUAUCAUAAUGUUCUGUAUGCGUGAAUAUCAUAUACCAGUGAACAAUGAAUAUUUGAUGUAUCAAACUAUCUGCUGGAGGAUUUUGUAAUCAGAAAAGAGUUUUUGUCAAGCAAUUAAAUCAUUUCGGCAUAAACGUUUCAUCGAGUUCGCCGUUGUUUCACACCUGAACUGUAUAAUAGAACUAAAAGUUGCACUGUAUGAUAUAAAAGGUCAUUUGAUUUAUUAUAUGUAAUAUGUCAUUAUACGAUUGAAUUUGUAUUUGUCAUUGAAUAAGCAUUUGAGCUAUACCGCUGUACAUAUAAUGUAUAUUGUUACUAGUAUAUCACUGUUUCAUGUAAAAAAAUGACCAACGCUUGUACUAUAUCGCUACACAAUUUAUAUUGUAAGUUGCAUUUUAGGCCGGAGGCCUUUCGCUGCAAUUAAACUAUGUUAUUUGUUGAUUCCAUGAUCCAACUGCUGGGUCUGUGUCAGUGUUUACAGGCCAUUGAGUGGGAUUGUUAUUCUUAGUAACAAUCGACAAAUUCUGAACAAGAAACAGUUUUAAAUAAAUGCUACUACAGUUGAAGCUUAUUUAUUAAAACUGAUUAGUUAGAUCUAGAUCUACUGAUUUCGGUGUGAUUUUAGUGUAAAACUAUAUACAGUUUUAUUCCAUUAAACUUCAAAACUUGUAGGCAAUGGACGACGUAAGUGUUUUUUGUUUUAUGUCGUUCUAUCAACCGAGGUCCAGAUGAAUUAUUGCUCAUAUUGUUUUUGCUUUAUAAUUCAAAGGUAUCUUUGUGGUAAGAAAUAAAAGAAAAAUAUAGUGUCCGAAUUUUAAACUGCAAAUAUUUCUUUA
Molecule: messenger RNA, 6136 nt
Organism: Mya arenaria
Lineage: Eukaryota; Metazoa; Mollusca; Bivalvia; Myida; Myidae
Exons: 5
Coding region: 126-5075 (1649 amino acids)
Molecular function (GO): protein binding
Source: RefSeq, a predicted model, not a curated record